Molecule: messenger RNA, 1700 nt
Organism: Zingiber officinale
Lineage: Eukaryota; Viridiplantae; Streptophyta; Magnoliopsida; Zingiberales; Zingiberaceae
Product: BTB/POZ and MATH domain-containing protein 1-like
Exons: 4
Coding region: 195-1424 (409 amino acids)
Biological process (GO): protein ubiquitination
Molecular function (GO): protein binding
Source: RefSeq, a predicted model, not a curated record
AUCACUCGGUGGAGUACAAACCUGUGGUUGGGUGGCUUGGUCUCCAUUAAUACAUCUCACCAUUCCCUUCCAGUUUUUCAUCUUCCCCCCAAUUCGUUCUCUCUUUCUCCUCGCCAUCGCUGGUUCCUUUCUUGCUCGCAUUGGAAACCCUAGACAGAUUCCGUUCCGAUCGGCUUCGAUCUCGCUCUUCUCGGAUGGGUGGCGGCAGGGUCUGCUCCUCCGCCUGGCCUUCCUUGUCCGCUUCGUCCUCGCCGUCGCUCAACGCGGCCUCUCCGUCCGAGACGGCUUCGACGUCCGUCACGGACACCGUGAACGGAUCGCACCAUUUCAAGAUCUCCGGAUAUUCGCUGCUUAAGGGGAUUGGCGUCGGCAAAUACACGACGUCGGACACGUUCACCGUGGGGGGUUACGACUGGGCCGUCUACUUCUACCCCGAUGGGAAGAGCGCGGAGGACGCUGCGGCGUAUGUUUCUCUGUUCAUCGCGCUGGCUAGCGAGGGGACUGACGUCAGGGCGCUGUUCGAGCUGACGCUUCUCGAUCAGAGCGGCAGGGAGCGGCACAAGGUCCACAGCCACUUUGGAAGGAGGCUUGAGAGCGGCCCCUACGCACUCAAGUACCGAGGCAGCAUGUGGGGCUAUAAGCGUUUUUACAAAAGAACUGCUUUAGAGACAUCAGAUUACCUUAAAGAUGAUUAUCUCUUAGUUAAUUGUACUGUUGGUGUUGUUAGAUCACAUACUGAGGCACCCAAGAUCUACACCAUAGCAGUACCACCUUCUAACAUAGCACAGCAUUUUGGUCAGCUUCUACAAGGUGGAGAGGGGACUGAUGUGAGUUUUGAGGUUGAUGGUGAGAUAUACAAUGCUCAUAAAUUGGUACUUGCAGCUCGAUCACCUGUUUUCAGGGCCCAACUUUUUGGUCCAAUGAAAGACAGGAACAUGCAUUGCUUAAAGAUUGAAGAUAUGGAAGCUCUUGUUUUUAAGGCUCUACUCCAUUUCAUAUAUUGGGAUUCUUUACCUGACAUGGAAGACCUUGUUGGUCUAAACGUGAAAUGUGCUUCUACUCUAAUGGCUCAACAUAUGCUUGCUGCCGCUGAUCGCUAUGCAUUGGAUAGGCUUAAACUGCUAUGUGAAGCAAAGCUGUGUGAGGAUGUUGCCAUAAAUACUGUGGCUACAACUCUAGCACUUGCUGAACAGCAUCAUUGUUUUCAGCUUAAAUCAGUAUGUCUCAAGUUUGUUGCAUUACCUGAGAACUUGCGAGCCGUGAUGCAAACUGAGGGAUUCGAACACUUGAAGCUCAGUUGCCCAUCUAUUCUAGCUGAGCUUCUAGAAUAUGUUGUCAGAAUCGGAGAAAACUCCGUAGUCUAUACAAAAGAUACCCUCGACGGCAGUGAUGCAAAUGGAAGGCGAGUGAAACCUCGGCUAUAAUGUCGCGGCGCAAGGGACUCACCAUUGUCAAAAGCUCACUCACUAUUUGUAAAGAUUGUAAAUUUGUGUUAACACUUAAAUAUCCUGGGUAACUCACUCCUGCAGUCCUGCCUCUUGUACCUCUUUAUUAACCCCUAGGGAGAGCCAAACUGAGCUUGUCAAAAGUCCAGUUACAUUUCCUGAGGGUAACACCUAAGGAACCGUCGUUGUGGAAACGGCUUGCAUUGUACAAUGUGUAGAACGCCAAUUCUAAUCCUUCAUUGUUAGCUUGCUGCA